Molecule: messenger RNA, 5476 nt
Organism: Apodemus sylvaticus (European woodmouse)
Lineage: Eukaryota; Metazoa; Chordata; Mammalia; Rodentia; Muridae
Gene: Gda
Product: guanine deaminase
Exons: 14
Coding region: 212-1576 (454 amino acids)
Biological process (GO): guanine catabolic process
Cellular component (GO): cytosol
Molecular function (GO): guanine deaminase activity; zinc ion binding
Source: RefSeq, a predicted model, not a curated record
AACUCGCAAGAGAAAAAUCCUAUUGGCAUCCAGGAGGCAGGGAGCCAGCCCCUGGGCGCGGCCUGCAGGGGGCAGGCGAUCGCCUGGGUAAGCUGGGGGGCAGGACAAGCCCCAAGAACCCCCAGUUCCCGCUCCGCAGCCUCAGGGACCGCUCUGCGCCCGCUCGGUGCGCCCUCCUUGGCCAGUGAACUCGCGCUGCCCCGCUGCUGCCAUGUGUGCGGCUCGGACGCCGCAGCUGGCGCUCAUCUUCCGAGGGACUUUCGUCCACUCCACCUGGACCUGCCCCAUGGAGGUGCUUCGAGAUCACCUCCUCGGCGUGAGCGACAGCGGCAAAAUAGUGUUUCUAGAAGAAUCAUCUCAGCAAGAAAAACUGGCCAAAGAAUGGGGCUUCAAACCCUGUGAGAUCAGAGAGCUGAGCCACCAUGAGUUCUUCAUGCCAGGUCUUGUCGAUACACACAUCCAUGCCCCUCAGUAUGCGUUUGCUGGAAGCAACGUCGAUCUGCCGCUUUUGGAGUGGCUGAACAAGUACACAUUUCCCACAGAACAAAGGUUCCACAGCACUGACGUGGCUGAAGAAGUCUACACUAGAGUUGUCAGGAGAACACUAAAGAACGGCACCACCACGGCUUGCUACUUUGGAACAAUUCACACUGACUCAUCCCUGAUCCUUGCGGAAAUUACAGAUAAAUUUGGGCAGCGAGCAUUUGUGGGCAAAGUUUGCAUGGAUUUGAAUGACACUGUUCCAGAAUACAAGGAGAGCACUGAGGAGUCAGUCAAGGAGACAGAGAGAUUUGUGUCAGAAAUGCUCCAAAAGAAUUAUCCAAGGGUGAAACCCAUAGUGACCCCACGAUUUUCCCUUUCUUGCACGGAGACUCUGAUGAGUGAACUUGGCAACAUCGCCAAGACCCAUGACCUGUACAUCCAGAGCCAUAUAAGUGAAAAUCGUGAAGAAAUUGAAGCCGUGAAAAGCUUAUACCCUGGUUACAAAAACUACACAGAUGUCUAUGAUAAAAACAAUCUUCUGACAAACAAGACAGUGAUGGCGCAUGGCUGCUACCUUUCUGAAGAAGAGCUUAACGUCUUCAGUGAACGAGGAGCAUCCAUUGCACAUUGUCCCAAUUCUAAUCUGUCGCUGAGCAGCGGCUUACUGAACGUACUUGAUGUCCUGAAACACAAAGUGAAGAUCGGGCUUGGGACAGAUGUGGCUGGUGGUUACUCCUAUUCCAUGCUCGAUGCCAUCAGAAGAGCAGUGAUGGUUUCCAAUAUCCUCUUAAUUAAUAAGGUGAAUGAGAAAAGCCUCACCCUGAAAGAAGUCUUCAGACUAGCUACACUUGGAGGAAGCCAAGCCUUGGGACUUGAUAGUGAGAUUGGAAACUUUGAAGUCGGCAAGGAAUUUGAUGCCCUCUUGAUCAACCCCAGGGCAUCCGACUCUCCCAUUGAUCUGUUUUAUGGGGAUUUUGUUGGUGAUAUUUCUGAGGCUGUUAUCCAGAAGUUCCUCUAUCUAGGAGAUGACCGAAAUAUUGAGGAGGUUUAUGUGGGUGGAAAGCAGGUCGUUCCGUUCUCCAGCUCGGUGUAAGGCUCUUGGAUAACCAUGACACUCUCCUGGGAGAACGUGAUUCUGCAAUCUUCCUUGUGCCCAGGGACCAAUCAGAAAGUAUAUUUAAAAAAAAAAAAGUACAGUGUUCUUUGGAUGACUUCUGUUCCUAUGUCUCCUUCCAGCGCCCACUGGGUAAAUUGUUAGAAGGGAGGGCACUGCUUCUCCACUCUGGUCUGGGAGCAUUCGUAAUUUCAUGACAGUGCCUCCCCUUGGGCCUGUUUAGAUUUGCGAUAUGCUCACACAGAAGGCAGUGUUAACAGCUGGCAAAGUGCUUCUAAUAGUGAAGGAAAAACUUUCCAUAUAGGGAAAUACAGGGCAAGGAGAUCUCCCUACGUGAUUAGACACUGUGCUAAUGAUUGAGAAAAUUAGGAAACUCCAGUUGAAAAAAUCUCCAAUGAGCAGAUUUUUAUGAGGGAACAAAAGACAUUGGAAAAUCAUUAGUUGUGCUUGGAAAAUAAUUAUUGAGAACAUUCUCGUAAAAAAGAGAACUUAUUGGAUUAAAAACAUGCCUCUCCGUGGACCUUGCCUGUGGAAAUUUGCACUUUGUGAAAUUUGCAUUUCAGGGUGUGUUAUUGUUAUGCUUUCCCUUCUUGGGAUGAAUGUCAGAACCUGAAUGCCAUGCGCUUUUCAAAUAUAGUUCUAUGCUUCAAAGUGUUUGACAGAAGUUGAGUAUUAAAGAUGUAAAGUCUCUUAGGGAUAGUAUUCGCAUAGCCACAGAAAUAGUUGUGUUUUCGUGUACUUCAAAGUCAUCUUGAUUCCUGGCUGUGAGGUGUUCCAGUCGCUUCUAUUUUAUUAGAGUAAGAAACAAGCCCUGUGUGCAUUGCUGCUCCGUAGCCUGGAGUCUUCAUAAAUCAGGGCAGUACUGUAUUCCCUGGAGCUGUUAACACUAACAGGACAGGGUUCUUUGCAAUGCUGAAUCUACCCAAUGCAGUGUGUUAUCGUUGCUGUACAGUUCAUCCUCCUGUCAAUGUGCUAGAAUUUAAAACCAAGUGCAAGUCCCUUAAAGAAUUAUGGAUAAGGCUCUGUAAGGCUGGUAUAUUGAAGGAAUUCUGUUUUGUUUUGUUUUGUUUUUUAAUUUAUCAAAUUGUCUUUGUAAUUCUUUAAGAUUUUUCUGGCAUUAGAAUCUUAGAAUAGUGAAAUGGAUAUAGAAAUCCCAUUUAAUGUUUAUAUUUCUAGGACUUACCUGUACUAGACAUCAAGGAAUAUUAAACAAAAGAGGGUCUUUUAACUUUUCUAACUAAUAUAGUGUCCCUCCUCAUACCAGAACUAAAAACAGGUCAUAACCAUGUGGCAGAAUCUUAGGAAGCAGUGAUGUGUAUUCUACUCCUAAAUACUAUAUUUUUUUCUUAAUUUAUUCCACCUCCUAUAAACAAGCAAGGACCAGGGAUGGGUUUAUUAACAUAUCAUUUCAUUCUUAGGGUUUAGGUGAGUUUCCAUUUUAUCUUAUAACAGAAAAAAUGUUAGGCAAUAGAGUUAGCUUUCACUUCUAAGAACACAUAGCUCCUCUACUGUCCACGUUAACUCAGCAGUAACGUGUCCAGAUCUAUUUUGCUGGUUGAAGCACUUUUAGAUCUGGUUGUAUAUGCAUUACAUCUAAAGAUGGUACACAUUUUAGGUCUUAGUUCAUUUUAUUUUAAAAAAAAAAACAGACAGAAUUUGUUUUGUGGAAUAUAAGUGAGUAAGUCCAACUUCUGGUUUCAGUGUGGCUGUCCAGUGUUUCUAGCACAUCAGAAAUAUCAGAAUGAUCUACCUAGUCUCCCUGCCCUGUUUCUCUCUGGAGCUGGCAAGUGGUUUGGGCUGUCUUUUGACUCUUGCCAAAGGGACUUAGUUUCAGGGUAUCUAACUAGAGUGAGGCAGCUGAGGAACUUAGGUGUGUGUUGGGUAGACAUCUGUCAGCCACCAGCUGCUUCCAGCCUUUGCAGACCCCACACUUGUCCUCUUUAAGGGUGUGCAGUUUGAUGUUGAACAUCAGCUUUCAUUUAAACUUAAGACUCACACGCAGUAAUAUAAGUAAGUGUAAUCCUGGAAGCAGGAAUAACAGUGGUCCUAUAACACGAUUCUGUUAGCAUUCAGAUCAGUCCUGAUAACGUGUUGCCAGCUGAAUAACUUCUAAUAAAAAUAAGGUGUUGAAGUGUUUACAUGUACUUUGAGUACUUUGAUCUCCCUGCAUCACUUAUAACAUUUGUGUUUAGUUCCCCAAGUGAAGUAUUCAUGAGUGUUACUUAUGCUUGUUUGAGUGCCCCACACAUGGGGCCAGACGUCCUGCACUUUGAAAUGCUGCGUUCACAUAAUAAUGUAGGUUGACUUUCCUCAUUACGGAUAGGCACUGCUCCAAGCCUAUCCCAGUUGUCACUUUAUGUUUGAACAGUUUGCUCUCUUUAGAAGAAAGGAAAAGAGAAACAGAGAGAGGGGAAGGAAGAGGGGAGGAAGGAAGAAGAUUAAAACAUUAUCCUACCUACUCCAUACCAUUUGAUUAAUCUCUCUAGAGUUUUUGAUGGACUUCAUUGUAAAAGGUUAGAAGGCAUAGAAAGUUACCAUGUGUGUUAUAUUUAUAGCAUUCUUGCAGUCAAAACACAAAAGUAGACUAAUCAAGUUGAAUUUGAUUUUCAAAGAAAAAGGGGGGAGUUUUCAGGGGAAUUGAAAAUAAGAGGUUAGAACCCAAGAGUUCAUCCUAAUGCAAAGGGCCAAAGAGGUUGGAUUCCUCUAUUGUAUUAUCAUAGUGCCUCUUCACUUGCACUUUCAAGGACUUCACACUUCCAGAGGGUAUGCCUGGAGGGGGCCUUUCUAAAUUAAUCCUGAGAACACCAAAUUUCUUUUCUUCUUUAGUGAAAACAAUUCAAGAUAAAUAAAAAGAAAUUUUUAAAAAGCCCCUCUUCAUUGCUUUGCUGAUUUUGAGGUGUGCCCUCGAAUGUUCCUGAAAUCAUACAGAGACAACAUGACUGCCAGAUCCUCUGGCAAUGUGUUUAGAACACUUCACUUUCUACCAGAUUAUUUCUAUUUUUAUGAUGUUUCACAUCCGAAGCAGACAUAUGGAAAGCCUUCAAGGCAUUCUGGAAAGCACAUUGUAUCAGUUCCAUCAGUGUGUAUAUGUAGAAGAUACCCAGAACCGGAUGCUUCUGCAGCCUGGUGGACAUCUUUUAACAUUGCUUUUGCUGGAUAUCCAGAUAUUUGAAAAGACUUAUCUUAACUGUUAACAAGUAGAAUGAGACAUAUAUUGUGGGCAAUGACUUGAAAUAAUUCUUAAAUUACAGGAACUCUAUGAUAUAAAAAAAAAAUUAAAGUCCAAAAAGAGAUGUUUGCAAUUUCUAAUCUACUAACUGCUUCAGGUAUGACUUUGCACAAAAAGCUUUAUAAUGUCUCCAGAGAAAGCUUAAAAACCUUUCUAAAGGUGUAGGAAGAGACAGACAUGGGAGAGGUCACUGAGAGAAAACUCUUUAUUUGUUACCAUGCAUGUUUUCAAGUCUACCCUGCCUUCCUGCCCAUCUCCAGCACUAAACAUGAGACAUGGAGUGUUGAAGGGUUCCUUUGUGGACCUAGUCCAAAUUUAGUGAAAUGAAAAGCCAAGAAAGUCAAUGUGGGAAUUAAAUGUAAAUUCUGAGCAAGCAUUUACCAGGUUACUUGAGUAACUGAUCACUAUGAACUACUGUUAUUUGGCAGUGACUUAUCUGUCUAUUUCUUACCCAAAAAGCCCACCAGAAGGCAUUCCUUAUAUUAUUGUCAACCUCCUGAUUGCUGUUCUUAAGAAUAGAUACAUAUAUGUAUAUGUAGUCAAGGGGGACAUCCUUCCCCUCGGUAUCUGUAUGAUUUGCUUAUUGUUAAUGUACUGAGUGAGCUCCUUUGUGCAUCAGAAAAAUAAAUAAAUGAGAUUUUGUGUUUCCA